Messenger RNA from Funneliformis caledonium, 567 nucleotides. The record is from the annotation of a GenBank genome assembly. Lineage: Eukaryota; Fungi; Glomeromycota; Glomeromycetes; Glomerales; Glomeraceae.
AUGCAUGUGAGUGAAGCAGUGAUUAAGAAUUUUGAACAGGCCAUCAAGAAUAAAAUACGUACAGAGUUGAAUGUAAGCUUGUCAAACGGCAUUAGUAAUCCAGUAUUGGGUAGUAUUUUUGAGGAGAUAGCUCACACGAUAUUGAAAAAUGGAGGAGAAUUCAAGAUUCGUACUUUAGAUGGUCCUAUAUCAUAUAUUAGUCAAUCGAUUAAUAGGCGAGAUAAGAUAUAUACAUUUUCUACAAUUGAAACGAUCACUGAUGGAAAUUAUUUUCGACCAGAUAACAAAAAUUUCCCAUCAAUUGAUUCUAUCAUUGCAUCCAACAAGCUCUUCCAGAUGACAACUGCUAUAAAUCAUCCUAUAAAAAUGAUUGGUUUGAAAAAAGUUUAUCCCAAAUUAGCAAAGACAGGCGACAUUGAUUUUUUCUUUGUUGUACCAGCGCAGCAAUAUGUUCUAGCAAUUGAUUUGAGCUCUAAACAAGAAAAUGUCGAAGAAGAUAAUAAAUUAGGUAAUGUCAGUGAUGGUGGUAGACAUUCUAUAUUAGGUGGACGUAAAAAGAAAAAGUAA